Molecule: messenger RNA, 489 nt
Organism: Penicillium oxalicum
Lineage: Eukaryota; Fungi; Ascomycota; Eurotiomycetes; Eurotiales; Aspergillaceae
Exons: 2
Coding region: 1-489 (162 amino acids)
Source: RefSeq, a predicted model, not a curated record
AUGACGAUCACAUCUGUCCAAAUAAACAUCGACCAUGGCGAUUUGAGCGUCAACGGUCUCUCCGCCAUCGUUAAGCUGAAACGCAAGAAAGCCACACCGCGACCGUCUCAACUCACGGGCCGGCGAUACGUGGCAUUGCCUUCCAGCUUGGCAGUCUUAUGCUACGGGAGAGUCGACCGACCAGCCGAAGCAAUUGCACAACAUGGGCAGGGACAGGGACAGGGACAGGGACAGGGGGCUCAAGGCGCAAGGUCAGAUCAGCAACCCGCGAACCCGGACGCUAAGAAUAGCCGUCAGGGCCCGCGGUACUGCGGCACUGCGGGAGAAAGUCGGAUAUUUGCCAUCUUCCUUGUGGUCCAUGACAGUCGGAUCACGAAGCUGGUCCUUGUCCGAAACGAUCAACUGCAGACGGAAGAGAGCGCCAUGCCCUUGUCCCUCAAGGUGACGUGCAUCGAAUACCGAGCACCGAGGACGCUGCACGAAUGCUAG